UCCCAGGCUCACAGUGACCAAAGUUCCAUGAACACCUGUUCUACCACACGUGCGAAGCUCUUGCGCGACCCGCCGGGCCUUCACCGGCACCGGCGCCGGCGCGUCCGGGAACAGACCGACUGCCGCCUUCCACGUGCCCGCGGGGUCUCCCCCAUCCAGGCGACCCACAGCGGCGCCACCGCAUCGAAGCCUAAGGGCCCCCAUCACUCUGGCGCUGGGUUAUCCGAGGCCGUACCGGCGAGGCGGAGGGCGCGGAUCUAUAGAAAUCAUCUCUGAAAGAUUCUUUCUGAUUAGGCCUGGCUUGCUCUGCCUCUGACCUGAUGAGUGAUGCCCUGAUCUGUUCACUCGAUUCGACACUAGGCUCAGCUGCUCUGCGCUGCACCGCAAGAUACUGACAGAAUCUUACUUGUACAACACCCUCUGGGUAUUGCUGGGUUCCUUUAUCUCCUUGGCAUUGCUAAAAGUAGGAAAAUGAUUCUAGCAUAUGUCACCAGAUUCCUUCUGCUCAGAUUCCAAAAGUUCUCGAUUGGAACCAUGCCAUGCUUUCAUCCGCAUCUCUCUGAACAACUUUGUAAACGGGACUCCUUUUUCAACCGAAGAUAUGAUGGCAUUGCAAGAACAAGACCCACAAGUAUCAGCUGGUAUGGUCUGUAUCUGCAUAUAUGUAUGCCCUUUUGCUCUGGGCUUGGGCAUCCUUGGCAUUGUGGCUGCUUCUCUGCCGAGGUAUUGGUGGUUCUUGGCAACGGCUGCUCUUUUGCUCUGUGCUUGGGGCUUGGGCAUCCUUGGCAUAUAGGCUGCUUCUUUGAAAAAGUAUUGGCUUGUUCAAAGAGCUUCUUGGCAAAGGCUGCUGUAUCUUACAUUUGUCAUGGUGCCGGAUCAAGACCAUGAGAAAGGUAACAGGAGUGGUCACAACAUCAGCAGCAAAUCCUUUCAAAGAUGUGAGGGCUGCGAUGCACAUUACUAUUGGUGUCAUAUGGAUGAUACCCAGAAGUAUUUCUUCAAGUGCAUGGUUGGCAAUUUCCAGGAAAAAAUGGCCAUACCACAGAAGUUUGUGGAGAAUUUCAAAGGUCGAAUCUCUGAAGCUAUCAAGCUAGAAGCUCCUGAUGGAAACAUAUACAAUGUUCAGGCUAUCAAGGAUCUAAACAAGAUAAUCCUCGGAUCUGGAUGGGCGGUAUUUGUCAGCUUUUAUGAAGUAAAAGAGGGCUACUUCCUGGUAUUUAGGUACAUCGGGGAUUCUCACUUCAAAGUUCUGAUAUUUGAUUUUGAAAAUUGCUGUGAGAAGGAAGUGUUCCACGCUCUCAUGAACUGCGGCCCUAAUGCCCAAGAAAAAGACGCUCAUCUUGACCGAUCGCCGCUGAGUGAAAGGCGAUGCCAGAACGGUGGAUCAAGCAACGGUGAGCCCCAUCCAAGGUGUGAGCACUGCGAUGUGCAUUUCUAUUGGCAUCACAUGGAUGAUAUGCAGAAGCAUUUCUUGAGGCUCAUGUUUGGCAAUUUCCAUCAAGAAAUUAGCAUACCAGAGAAAUUUGUGAAGAAUUUCAGAGGACGGAUCUCUGAAGUUAUGAAGCUAGAAGCUCCAGAUGGAAACAUAUACAACAUUAAGGUUACCAAGGAUUUGAACAAGAUAGUCCUUAGAUCUGGAUGGGCAGCAUUUGCCACUGCUUAUGAACUAAAAGAGUAUGACUUGCUGGUGUUCAGAUACAUUGGGGCCUCUCACUUUAAAGUCGUAAUAUUUGAUCCAAGUGGUUGUGAGAAACAAUUAUUCCACAUUGUGAUGAACCACGCUCCUAAUGUACAAAAAAGGGGCAUAUCUGAUGAUCGGUCAUUCCUCAGGGAAACGAGGCGCCUAGACUGUGAAUCACACGAUAGCAACAGUAGAAAAACUAAAAAGAUGACUCCACUGGACUCUCCUUCACCGAGAUCAGCUGAAGGUGUCACAUCUCCAGAGGACACCAUGAAUUCAGGUGGCCUUUGGGAAACUACCGAGGCUCGCUAUGUCCUAGCAAUCGGGUGCAAUCUGACUACUGGGCAGAAGGCAGAAAUCGACGCACUUGUGAAGAAAGUUAGGCCUGUAAUUCCAUUUUACAUCACAGCCAUGAACAAGACAAGUAUGGCUCGAUCUCUGGUCAUCUGCAAGGAUUAUGCUGCCAAAUACCUUCCACAUGAAGACCAAUUCAUCACACUCUGCCAUCCUAGUAAGAGCAGCACAUGGAUAGACCAUUUGAAGGUUAUCACUGAUGGUUCAUGCAUGCUUUCUGCUGGCUGGUCAUGCUUCGUUCUCCACAACGAGUUGCGGGAAAGUGAUGUUUGUGUAUUCGAAGUAUCACAAAGCACCGGUGAAAUGACAAUGGUAGUUCAUUCUCUUGAACGAGGUCAUCACCUACAAGAUGAAGAGCCCGAAUCUCAAAACAAGUGCAAUUAUCCAGUCAAGAGCAAGGCGAUCAUGGAAGAGAGUGACGAAGAAUAUGCUGAGUCCAAGUCCAACUACUACUAUUCAAAAUAUGCCAAGGGCCUGACCGGCGAGGAGCAAGAGGAUAUAUUCAGGUCAGUGUUGAUUCAACAGGGCAAUCCAGUAUACAUCGCUGUCCUGCAGAAGAAUCACGUUAGCCGCAAGCCUAACCUGCUGUUCAUCCCCAAAGAGUUUGCGGCUAAGCAUCUCGCGGCGAGGUCGCAUGACAUCAUGCUCCUGAGACCCAACGGGAAAAAGAAGUGGCGCGUGUGGUACUACUACCAUUCGACGUUUAGGGGUUUCAACGGCACUCCAUGGACCAAGUUCGUCUGUGACAACGAGCUGCGCGAAGGCUACAUCUGUGUCUUUGAGCUGAUCAAAGGCGUGCAUAAGGCGACGAUGUUUGUCCACGUGUUCACGAAGGUUGAUGGCAGGCUUGUUCUGCUGGACUAACUAGCUAGGUUCCUGCGUAGCUGUAUCCUUUUGAAUUUGUCGCUGAAUGAUUCAAACAUGUUGCCACUGGGAGUAGUUUGUGUACGAGACAAGUGCACUAAUAUGGUUCCAGUAGAACUAGCUGUUGAGCCAUACCGUGUGAUUUCAGAACAGAGAGAGUAUUUCAGAUGUUAUUUCUCUUGCAUGUAAGCUCAGUUGACUGUAAUUUUACUGAACCUAAGUUGAGUCGCA
Messenger RNA from Hordeum vulgare subsp. vulgare (domesticated barley), 3130 nucleotides. Its product is annotated as B3 domain-containing protein LOC_Os12g40080-like. The record is from RefSeq and is a predicted model, not a curated record. Bases 866 to 2899 code for a protein of 677 amino acids. Gene Ontology annotation, molecular function: DNA binding. The transcript is spliced from 10 exons. Lineage: Eukaryota; Viridiplantae; Streptophyta; Magnoliopsida; Poales; Poaceae.